Messenger RNA from Dermacentor andersoni, 5490 nucleotides. RefSeq lists its product as uncharacterized. NCBI's taxonomy places the organism in Eukaryota, Metazoa, Arthropoda, Arachnida, Ixodida, Ixodidae. The record is from RefSeq and is a predicted model, not a curated record.
UGAAAUUCGAUUUGCCAGCUUAACUCACGCCCAGCUUCGCCCACAGGGGGCGAUACCGUGCGCCGUUCUUCAUGAUGUCGUCUGUCAUGUCCCGUGUUGUGGAACGACGCGUUGUGAUUCUUUCGCAGCGAAACGCGUCCGUUCGUCACUGAACAGCGACAUUGUGGAUGCGCGGCAGCCCGUCGCAGUGCUUCACACGUCGCACAUCCGACUUAAAGAUUUCGGCCUUCCUCUUUCAAUUCAAGCAGCAGAGUAUCAUGUAAUGGGCCACUCGGUGAGUGAGUGAACUGGCUCUUCAGGUACGGGGUGUUGGUCGUCGUGCCGGCGUUGGCUUGGCUUGACCCGAGGCCAUGGCCUACCUCGAGCUGAACGUUGAGCAGGUGAACCAGGCAGCCGAGCUGCUCCCUUAUGAUGCCCAGGAUAUCGACCCCUUGGCCAGCGUUGUUGAUCCGCGACUCGACAUCCGCUCCACCAAGUCUGCCACGGCUGGUUCCAAUGUACCUUUCCUAGCCGAGUCUGAGCAGAGCCGACGAUCCAGUGUGGCUAGCUUGGCAGGAAGCACGACGGGCAAGGCCCAGGCGCCACCUGGGCCGCCCGCAGACGCUGUCGGUCUACCCACCAACGGAACCGAGCAGCUGCCGGCAGUUCUACCUGAUGACCCGGUCUAUCCAAACAUCUCUCCCCGGGUAGCGGAGUACGUGGCGACUGAGAAUCCGACCCUGUGCACCCAGGUGGCUCAGUGCAUCGAGAAGCACUCGCGGGUGCACUCACCACGCAGAGGGUGCACCGCUCCGACCUCCUCCACGACUCCUCGUUCACCACUCAAGUGCAUGGCCCAGGCAGCCGAUGCUCUCUCAGUCCAGCAGUCCACCAUUGGUGUCCCUCUGAAGCCAUCUGUGCCAACUAAAGCAAUCUACCAGGAGCUGGUUGAGUAUCCGCCGGAGAGCAUCGUGGCCUCUGUGGACGAGCGCACCUCCUGGCUUCGCACCAUCUUGAGCACUCCGGCUGCCACUGGAAAUCACGUGCAGUCUUCCCAGAACGGGCCCACUAAGUCCAGCCCCCUGCUCCGCAACCAGUGCACCAUCACCAGGAGAGAGCUCCCUUCCGUGCACAACUGGAGGCGGCCGUCCGAGGAGCCGGGCUUCGACGCAGACAACUUCGAUUCAGCCUCCGUGUGCUCGGAGACCGAGUCAAACCUGUCGUGGGUCAGCGAUGUCGAUGACGAGAUCAGGAUGCUCAAGUCCAUGAUGGUGCCACGGGCAUCCCAAUUCGCCGUCCUCGCUGCCAGAGAGAAGACAGUGGCUGCUACACAGACUGACCUUCUGUCCUCGACCGGGAGUGUCAUGGCUCACGUCGGCGUCGAAACGGACGAGACGGACCACUUCGCACUGCUAAAGGAGAAGGCCCACCUCGAGGGGGAGCUGGACAUGCUCCAGGGUGAGCUGGGCCGACUGGUCCAGGCCAAAUCGGAGCUGAAGACUCAGGCAGCAGCAGCCGAGGCCCGCUGCCAGAAGCUCGCGGAGGAGAAGGAUGCAGCCGUGCAGCGUGAGGCUGGCCUGCAGCAGGAGCUGCAGACUCUGAAAAUGGAGUCGGUGCGCUAUGGGCGUGUGGUGGGCGACUACGACAGCCUGAUCCAUUCAAAGGAAUCCGAGACGGGUUUCCUCCACGACGAGGCUGCGGUCCUCUCGAACGAGAACCGUGAGCUGAAGGUCGCCGUGGAAGAGCUGAAGGUGGACCUGGAGUCGCGGUGUGGGGCCAUUGAGGGACUCAAGAAGAAGAUUGCCGAGCUGCACGUUGAGAGCCAGUCAGCCGUACGCGCUCGGGCCCAGCUAGAAGCCGAGAACGCUAGCCUUCGCAACCAACUGCAGGUCAUCGAGAAAUCCAAGGACUGGUUCCGCGACCAGCUCCACGAGAGUCAGCAGGGCAGGAAUCAGCUGCACAAGGAGCAUGUGGCCACUCAGGCCGAGAAGAUCUCGCUGGAGAGCUCGGCAGAGAUGCUCCGAGCCGAGAAUGCACGCCUGGCCCAGGAGCUGUUGGAGGCUCGGCAGCGCUCUGUGCGCGACAAGGAGAGCCUCAUGAAGAGGCUCGAGGACAUCGAGGCUGACCUGCUCGAGAGGGAGGCCAUGUUGUCUCGUGAGGCUGCUGCCGCACAGCCUCAACAGCCCGUUUCUGAAGCUGGGGACCUCUCCAGCAAGUUCCGCGUGGCCGAGUUGGAGGAACAGCUGCGUUCGACAGAGUCGAGCCUGGCCGAGCGGUCUGCAGCCCUGUCAGCUCUGGAGCGUGAGCGCACGGAGCUGGUGACGGAAGUUCAGCGACUACGGCUGCGGCUGAGCGACAGCGAGCUUGGUCGGCGUAACCAGGACGAGCUGUUGCGGGAAGGGGUGCAGAAGGUCCGGCGGCUGCAGACGGAACUGGCAGCCAGCGAGGAGCGAGCCACGGAACUGCGCAGCCAGAAGGCGGCCCUGGAGGUGGCCCUGGCUGCAGCCAAUGAGGACAAGCGCGUUGUUGGGGAGUCGCUGGGCACCCUGACUGAAAACUUGGCACGGCUAGAAGGCAACUUCAAGCUCAUCCGUACUGAACAGGUUGCCAAAACGGCACAGAUUGAUCAGCUGCAACGAGAGAAGGCCUCGCUCGUUGAGCGCCUCUCAGAGGCCGAGACUGCACUGUCAUUGGCUAGGAAGGAACUUGAGUCCCGUUCAAACGCAAGGUCCCAGGCGCAGGCCAUGGAGGCAAGCCAGCUGCGAAAGCAGUACAGUGACCUGCAGAAUGUGUUGCGUCUCCUGGAGGCUGAGCUCAAGAAGGCUGCAGCCGAAGCCAGGGAGGCGGCCACACAGCACGGUGUGGACAAAGAGAAACUGCAGCAGUCGGAGGAGCGGCUGGAACAUGCUGAGGCUCAGCUGGAGACCAUGGCACAGCGCAACGCUGUCCUGCAGAGCCAGCUGCAGGAGUCAGCCCAGCGGUUGGUCCGGGAAGAGGCCCGCCGGGUGGCCAGCCUCCAGGAGCAGGCGCAGCUACACGACCUGUCCACAUGGGAGACACGCGUCCGGGAACUUGAGCAGACGCUCGCCACACGCGAGAUGGCCAGCAGGGAGCAGGAACGCAUGCACAAGUCCAACAUUCGUCUGCUGACUCGCAAGCUCCGCGAGAAGAUGAAGGAGCUCAAGCUGGCCCAGGUGCAGCUGGCCAAUGCCGCCAAUGCUGAGUUGCAACAGCGGGACGACCAGUUGCGGCGGCAGGACCAGAAACCGGUCAAUCAGGAAGUCCAGACUCUGGAACAACCGCAGAAAGCAAGUGCCGAGGCUCAGACCGAUGAGGCGGCAAAGACUCAGGAGGAACAGACGGAGCUUGCCGAAAAGAACCAAGAACUGCUGCUGCAGCUGGAAAGGGAACAAGGACGGCUCGCAGGUUCCCUGAAGGCACAGGAGGAGCUGCGUGCCUGCGUGGAGCAGCUGGAGCAGCAGCUGUCGGCGCAGGGCGGCCACAUGGCCGAGCUGCAGUGCCAGCUGGAGCAGGUGCAGGGGCGCGCCGACCAGGCGCAGGCCCUUCACCAGACAUCGGUGGCUGACCUCCAGCGGGAGCUGGAGAAAGAGCGCACGCUCAGCAAGGAGCUGCGGCAGAGAAUCUUUGAGGAGAAGCGGCGUGGGGGCCAGCUGCAGAGGCAGCUGUCGAGCCUGAAGCAGGGUCUGUCGGAGGCGAGCCAGUCGGCAGACGCAGGCCGCCUGAAGGCCCAGACCCAGGCCGAGCGGGCGCAGAGUCUCGAGUUGCAGCUGCGGGAGGCACAGGGGCGGCUGGAAGCCCUCCGGGGGGACCUGGCUGCUUCCCAGGCGGCCAGGCAGGAGCUGGAGGCUAAGCUGCGCAAUGCUCACGAAAGGGACCCCGCCCUCGAGCAACAGAUGAAGUUGCUGAGCUGGAACGUGAAGGAGAAGACCCAGGAAGUGGCGGCGCUCCAGGAGCGCGUGCACCUGGCCGAGACUGCCCACCAGGCUGAGGUGAUGGGGCUACGCAGACAGCUUGAGGAGGCCCAACAGCAUCACUCCAACCUGUCGGCCGAGCUGAUGUCGGUGCGCAAGGAGAAGUUCACCUUCCAGGCCAGGCUGCAGGAGCUCAAGAAUGUGCUGCGCUCGCGCAUGGAGCAGUGCAAGGAGCUUCAGAGGCAGCUGACAGAACUGGCGGAGACCACUGAGUUUGCCCUGCCCAACGUCACACCAGACUAUGAUGAUUCAUACAUCACGGAAUUGCUCCAGCAGUGUUCUUCACAGCCGACCAGCAGGCCACUGGGGAGCCUUCAGGUGUGCCUCGACUCGCUCAAGCAGGACUUGAACACUCUUCACAGCCAGAUCCGGCAGAAUGUGGAACUUCCUAAGAAAGAACUUGUGACCUGAAGACUGCUGCAACCGCCUGGAGCGCACAUCAUGGUCUUCCAUCGCAGUGACUGAUGCCAAAGAUGAAUGCCUUUCAAGGAGGAGGAGUGUGCUUGAAGAACCAGGGAUAUAAAACUUUCUAGUGUGUCGUGACCGUAUAAUCAUUGUGGUGUUGGGUAUCUUUUCAGUAAGCUGCCUCCUUUAUGUAGUACAUUCUUUUGUUACGUGCAUUUAUGUAUGUCCCCUUUUUUUGUUACAUAUUAUACUGUCAAAGUAUUGUUAACAUUCUCUUUCUUUUCCACUUUUCGAGGGCGGUUAAUAGAAAUGGAACAGGGUGAAAUGAAACUAAAAUGAAACUAGGCUUUUAGUGAGAAGGCUGUGUUGUUUGUCUGGUGUGUGGAGGAUGCCGACUAUGCUGAAGAAUGAUAAGUUUAAGUGAGUGAGUGUGUCAUGUGUGUGUGUGUAGACCUGGGGCCAUUUUCUGAGUCAUUCAAUAUUUAAUAUCUAUGCUAUCAUUUUUGCAGAGCGCUUUGACCGGUGGAGCGAAUACUCGGUGAAGAGUAUUCAAAGGAUUUUUCUUGAUAUAUCAUAUCAUGUGCAAUAUGCCGAGUAUAUUCGUCAAUAUUUUGAUUGGCCAUCGGUUCUAUUUUCCAGGAUGUUGUUGUGGUCCUUUUGAAAACGGCCAUUGGAAAGCAGUGAUUAGUGGAGGCAAGUUUAUCCUUGGCUGGGUGAAUCUGUAUAUUCAUGGUACACAAGAAACAGUCGACUGCCUGACCACUACAAGAAAAGAAAUACAAGUCACUUCUGUUUGUUAGCUGUUUUAAUCAGUUUGUUAACACAUUCUGUUCAUCAGAUGACAACUGUAUUGACAGACGUAUUGGCAAAUUUAUUGGUAACUGGUGUAGGUGAGGAGGGCACCUACCAAAGAUUGUUUCGUCAGGGCCAGUUUUAGAUGACAGUCGACCCACCUUGGAUUGCGAACGCUGAUAUCUCGGCAGGUUUUCUCUCUCAAAGCUGGCAGGCACGUUAUUCACUCUUUUCACUUUAUUGUUAUUAUGUUUUUUAAUUGUUAUCUUCCAUUUCAUUCUAGACAUUCUGAUUUCAAGUCCUGUAAAUCUGGUGCCUCGUG